UGGUGCCGUUCCAAGCCCAACACGCCCAGACAGACACAGAAAAUAAACAGCACUGGGGAAAGUGUAGAACGCGUUGUGGGCGUGAAGCUGAUAAGGUGUGUUUCAUCAAACUGAAACUGUCGGGAAAGUGGGAAAUCAGUGUUUGGGACUUCGGCCGCGAGGGCAUUCGUGUUUGACACAAAGCGUUGACUGGAGAUUGAAACAGCAGAUGACUGAAGGGGGCCACAAUUCCUGUUCAGAAACCUCACAUUCCAGCGAAAGGAUGGGCGAGACGGCUGUGAAAGACGAUGGGACGGUCACCAGAUCAGCGGAGUAUGUGGGAUCCUUUCCCAUUGAUGACUGCUGUUUGGAUGACCAGAUCCAGCAACUGCAUCGACAGCUCAAGUCUCUCAAGACCUGCAAGCGAAGGAGAGCUGUGUCCCUGAAGUUCUCCAUCCGUGGCGUGAAGAUGUAUGAUGAGGACGAGACGACCCUCCUGAUGGCCCAUGCACUGUGUCGAGUGUCUCUCUCCACCGCCCGCCCCUCCGACGCCCAGUUCGCCUUCAUCUCCCACAACCCUGGUAGCCCAGACGGACAGCUCUACUGCCACCUAUUCAAUGCCAGGCACGCCAGAGCGGCCCAGUUCCUGAACCUGCUGCUCUGCCGCUGCUUCCAGCUGUCUUACCUGGAGAAGCACCCUGAGGAGUCCCAGGAGGUGCCUGCAGGACCCCUCCCCCGCCGCAACCCCUCCCUCCUCAACCAUGGCUUGCCCCUCAGUGUCAGCGCCCUGGUGUCCUUCAGACGAGCCCCGACCAGUGGCCUGCUGCCUUGGGAGAAGGUGUUUUCAAAGCCCUCGGAGGAACCUCCGAGCAAACACGAGGACGUGUUCACCUCCUCUCCGUCCUUGGUGCGCUGCAAGGCCAUCCGCAACAAAUGCCUCCGCUCGGGGGCCUACCGCUCCUUCACCUUCACGCCCCUCAAACAGCGGCUCGCCCAGGAGCGCCUCAACUCGCCGCAAGAAAAAGUGCAGGACAAAAUGCCAGUCCGGAGGAGCCGUGCCCCCAGCUUAGCUGAGACAGAAGAAGCCCUGGCACAGGCAGUGUGGUGCUGGGCUGGCAUCUCCACUGACAGCAGCUCCACCCUGCUACUGGAGGAUGUGCUAGGCUCCUACCUCCUCUGCCCCCACCCCAGGAGGCCUGGCUGUGGCUCCCUCACCUUCCGAGCCCCCCUGGGCCUGGCCACUCACGUCUUGGAGAACACCCCCAGAGGGACAUACCUGCUGGAGAAAUGUCCCACAGAAUUCAGCUCCCUGGCGGCCUUGAUAGACCACUACACAGAGAUGCAGGGAGAGCUGGAGUGUGCUCUGAGCUGUGCCCGUGUGAACCACUGCUAUGAGUGGGAUGAAAACACAGGCCACAAGGCCCAGACUGUCAGACAACACACUGGCCCCAAGAGGAACACUACUAAAACUGCCCUGCGGAAACAAUGGGUUUAAAUAUCCACCGUCUUUUAGUUUGCACUGGGAUGUGGUGACUCACUUCACUUUACUUUGGAAAUGCUUUAUUUAGAUGGGGCUAUAGAUAAUUUACAGAUGCUAGUUAAACAUCAAAUUUUUUUUUUUUUACUGGGUGAAGGGUUAGUAGUGGAUGUUUGUUAAUAGUUGUUUUUAUUUGUUCUAUGGAAUAUCUUUAAGGGGAGCCUCUAAAUGUUGUUGACCCUGGUUUGUUUCUUUACUUGGAGCACUUUGGGUAAUGUUGGGAGACUAUUAUAUGGGAACAUUGGUGAAAAAAAUCUCACAUCAAAUUAUGUUUAUCGUUUGAGAAACACUUUCUUUUUGUAUUUUAUCUGGUUUUAAAUAGUAACUUACUAACUUUAAUCAUCAUUUUUUAAUUCAUUCAAUGUGCAAUUGGUGUGUCAGAAUUCACUGAUAUAACUGUUUGAGCACUUGGAAUUGGUGUUGCCAUUUCCCAAAUGUGUAUAUAUUUUUUAACUUUUAAUAUUACUUGUGAAUUCAAAGUUGUUUUUACUCUUUUUCUACUCCUAGAUAAAGGUCAAAAGCUUUCAAUGGACAACGUUGAAUGCCGGUAGCACAUAUUUUCAUGACAAAAGUAUUAAUAUAAACGUUUGCCAAUGGAACUGCAUUUUGUGAAAUCUUUUCAUGAGUAUUGUGUAUUUCACUGCAUAAAUUCCAAUAGGUCUAUAACUAAU
This is a messenger RNA of Osmerus eperlanus (European smelt), 2187 nucleotides long. It is a transcript of the gene sh2d5, whose product is annotated as SH2 domain containing 5. The record is from RefSeq and is a predicted model, not a curated record. The transcript has 10 exons. Lineage: Eukaryota; Metazoa; Chordata; Actinopteri; Osmeriformes; Osmeridae. The coding region runs from base 209 to 1474 and encodes 421 amino acids. Gene Ontology annotation, cellular component: postsynaptic density.